UCUCGACAACGUCACUUCCGUAGCGUAGCCAAGAUGGCGACGGCAAUAGACGCGGGCGAACUCCAUCAGCUGAGGCGGCGCUUCCAGGAGGAAGGCCUGCUGGGGGCCUCGGCGCUUCAAGGCCACGGAGCAGAGGCUGAAGAACCUACAACUGUUGAGAAAAAAGAAAAACCCCUUCCAAGACUUAAUAUCCAUUCUGCCUUUUGGAUUUUGGCAUCCAUUGUUGUGACAUAUUAUGUUGAAUUUUUUAAAACUGUGAAAGAAAACAUACAAACAAGUGGGUGGCUUCUGGUUGGUAUCAGCCUUUUGAUCACAAGCUUAGCUAUUGCAUUUUACUGCAUAUUGUAUCUGGAAUGGUAUUGUGGAAUUGGAGACUAUGAUGUCAGAUAUCCAGUACUGAUACCUCUUACAACUGCUACUUUCAUUUUAGCAGGAAUUUGUUUCAACAUUGCCUUAUGGCCUGUGUGGACACUUUUCACUCCCUUGAUAUUAUUUACCCAGUUUAUGGGUGCUAUAAUGCUUGUCUCUCUCCUUGGCUGAUAUUCAAGGUUUUACAUCGGAAGCAAAUGUGUUAACACUAAACCAGUAAAACAGAAUGUGGAUGAAGAAUGGAACCAGCCAUAAAGUAUUUCUGGCCUCUGAAAAGAGGGUUUUACUUGGAAAAGUAAAUAGAGAGUUGUUUGAAAUCAAGGUGGAUUUUCUUUUCUUUUUUUUUUUUUUUUUAGCACAGUCCUGAUCUUGAGUUGUGGAAUUGCACAGAUUACUGUUAACAUCUAAAUGAUUUUUUGAAAAUUGCAGUCUGAGUUUUAAUGACUAGGGGAAACUAUUAUAAUUUAAAGAUUCUUAACAGGUCUGUAGGUAAAAGUGAAAUUUAUAUUCUAGCCUUAGAAUGCAUUCCCAGUAUUUUGUUUGAAUAAUUAAUUUAUUUCAGCCCCUUUUUCGGGAUAGAUAUGUAAUUUUGUAUGUCAGCUUCAUGUAUCUUUAAGAGAAUUACAUUGUCUUGUGCCUUUAAAGCUCAUUGGAGUAAUUAUGGUAUACUUUAUUUUUACAAUUUUUUUUGUUAAAUGGGAGUUCUUAUUAAAAGCAAUAGUUUUCCUGUACCUCUUAGUAUUAAAUUAUCUCUUGUGUAAAUAAUUAUGCCAAGUUUUCUUUAUUUGUUUAAUGUUGGGAUUUUUAGCCAUUUAAAAUGAGUUUAAUACAUUUUGUUUCUUAACAUUAAAUUACAUUUUGCAAAAAAUGUCUCUUUUUAUUUUUUUAAUAUGUAUUUACUAAUUGUGCAUACCCUUGAAUUUUGUCACCUUCUGGGAAGAAACCCUUCUAAGUUGUUUGUAGAAGUGUUCAGGGAUGCAUUAAAAAUCAUUCCUAAUUUAAAUAUAGAAAUGCCUAAAUUUAAAAUAUGGAUUUAAUGUUAUGACAUGAAAAAAAAUCCUAGAUGUUUAUUCUUUUUACUGUAAUAAAUUUAAUUCCACAAA
This is a messenger RNA of Trichosurus vulpecula (common brushtail), 1472 nucleotides long. RefSeq names its product transmembrane protein 128 (gene TMEM128). NCBI's taxonomy places the organism in Eukaryota, Metazoa, Chordata, Mammalia, Diprotodontia, Phalangeridae. The record is from RefSeq and is a predicted model, not a curated record. The transcript has 5 exons. Bases 34 to 540 code for a protein of 168 amino acids.